Messenger RNA from Macrosteles quadrilineatus (aster leafhopper), 2096 nucleotides. Its product is annotated as protein O-mannosyl-transferase TMTC1-like. The record is from RefSeq and is a predicted model, not a curated record. Bases 27 to 2096 code for a protein of 689 amino acids. Gene Ontology annotation, molecular function: mannosyltransferase activity; protein binding. Lineage: Eukaryota; Metazoa; Arthropoda; Insecta; Hemiptera; Cicadellidae. The transcript has 14 exons. Gene Ontology annotation, biological process: protein O-linked glycosylation via mannose.
CGGUGUAGGAGAAGGCAGUGUCAGUGAUGUGGCCGUACCUCGCGGUGGCUGGGCUCGCCACAGCGUGUUAUACCAACGCCUUGUACGGCGAGUUUGUGCAUGAUGACGUGGUCGCCGUCAGUCGCAACCCUGAUGUCUUGGGCUCGUCCAGUGUCUAUCAGCUGCUGAGGAACGACUUCUGGGGCACGCCUCUCGUCGACCCUCGCAGUCACAAGUCUUACCGCCCUCUCACUACUCUCACAUUCAGACUCAACUACUGGCUGUGUGGACUCCAGCCAGCCUCAUACCAUGGUCUCAACCUUGCGCUGCAUGUGACCUGCUGUCUGCUGUUUACCAGAGCGGCGCUGGUCGUGGCUGGUCUGCAGGCAGGAUUCGCCACAGUCGCUGGUCUAUUAACAACAUUGUACUUGUUACAGACUCAACUACGGGCUGUGUGGGCUCCAGCCAGCCUCAUACCAUGGUCUCAACCUUGCGCUGCAUGUGGCCUGCUGUCUGCUGUUUACCAGAGCGGCUCUGGUCGUGGCUGUUACAGACUCAACUACUGGCUGUGUGGACUCCAGCCAGCCUCAUACCAUGGUCUCAACCUUGCGCUGCAUGUGGCCUGCUGUCUGCUGUUUACCAGAGCGGCUCUGGUCGUGGCUGGUCUGCAGGCAGGAUUCGCCACAGUCGCUGGUCUGCUCUUCGCGGCUCACCCGAUACAUACCGAAGGGGUUGCUGGGAUUGUAGGGCGAGCCGAUGUCCUGGCUUGCUUUUUGUUUCUUCUGUCCUUUCUCAUUUACCACGAUGAGGGGUGGAGGUUACCUGGAGGUAGCAGUGGCAAGGUAGCAUGUAGCUGUGUCAUGGCAGCUUUGUCCAUGUUAGCCAAGGAGACUGGUCUGACCGUGCUGCUAGUCAACUUAGGCUACGAUCUCUACAAGUGUUGGCCUCACGUCAAGAGGGUUGUUGCGGAAGCGCGCUGGAACGAGGAAAGCCUGUUAUUCGCCCGCAGGACGGCUAAAAUACUCGUAGCGACGAGUAUGCUGUUGGCGUUUCGGCUGGCAAUGUUGCAGGGAGCUUUACCUAAGUUCUCCAGCCAAGACAAUCCUGCAGCCUUUCACCCUUGUCCGUACGUCAGGCUCUUGACGUUCUGCUACCUAGCAGCGUUCAACUGGUGGCUUCUAGUAUGUCCUUCUACCCUCAGUCAUGACUGGCAGAUGGGAUCCAUCCCUCUCGUGACGUCACUAGCAGACUGUCGCAACCUGACCACGGCGCUGUUUCUUACCUGUUGUGUACUCAUCGCCUACCGCUGCGCCGCUGACUUCGAGGCGCAAAGGCACGCUCCACUGGUGUUAGCAGGUUUACUAUUGGCAGCUCCAUUUCUACCAGCUACUAACCUCCUCUUCACUGUCGGCUUCGUCGUCGCCGAGCGGGUCCUCUAUAUGCCUAGUUUGGGAGGAGUGCUGCUGGUAGCGUACGGAGCCCAACAGCUACACGGCUGGUGUGGUCCUCGACCACGCCGUCGACUGUUCCUGCUGCUGGGGCUGCUGCUGCUGGUGACGUCAUUCUCCUGCAGGACCUUCGUCAGGAAUAACGACUGGGCGACAAGGGAGUCACUUGUCAGGGCUGGAAUCAAAGCUCUACCUCACAACGCUAAGAUGCACUACAACCUGGCAAACUACCUACGGGACACCAACGUUCCAGACCUCGCUAUCACACAUUACAAGGAGGCAAUCAGGUUAUGGCCGCGUUAUGCGAGCGCUCACAAUAAUCUGGGCACGCUGAUGAGUUCUCCAAACGAAGCCGAGAAUCACUUUCUGUCUGCCAUUACGAUCUCGCCAUCCCACGUCAAUGCGCACUAUAACCUCGGUCAGGUCUACAGGAAGAUGAACCGCACGAUGGAGGCGGUGACGAUGCUAGAGAGAUGUCUGAGGCUGGACACGUCAUACAGCCCAGCAUACCUGGUCCUCGCCAAGCUCAGGUCUCCACCAAUAGCAGCUCGACUGUUGUAUCACGUGACCCAACUAACGAUUCUGUUGAAUGUUCAGGAAGAUGAACCGUACGAUGGAGGCGGUGACGAUGCUAGAGAGAUGUCUGAGCUCGACUGUUGUAUCACGUGA